AUGAAGCUGCUGAUUUUGUUGCUUGUGGCUCACAAUUUUGGGCUUGUUCCCAGCGACAGCAUGCGGGAGAACCACCAGUGUCUUUACACGUGCGGCUGCAUGAAAUACUACGGCGAUGCAAUCGAAAAAAGGAUGGAACUGAUGAGCUCAGGAAUUAUCACGAAAAACAGAGCCACGAGAGAACCAAAUUCGAGCUACGACGCUAUGUUCCAGUCUGAGAAGCUGGUGGAUUUUCUUGAGGCUGAAUUCACAGAAAUCAAGAAUAUUGUCAAAUUGGAGUUUGGAAAAUUAGAAGAGAGUUUGGAGACGACGUUAAACGGAGUCACAAAGGGAGUUCCUACAAUUCCUGACCAGAAGAGCUUCGAAAUCCGGCUACAAGAGCAUCACGAAGCAAUUGCAUCGGCAGUGAGCCAACAAGCGAGUCUGCUCAAUGAUUUGGUUUUGCUGACGAAGAAACAAUUUAAAGCAAUCUCCGCGGACCUGAUUGAAGUGCAGAAGAAACAGGACAGUUUCGAGGAAAUUGCGCAUAGAAGACUGAAAGAGGUCAACACUCUUUCCCACGCAGUCAGUGUUGGACACAAAUCAGUUUUUCUUCCGAGCGGAAAGAUAAUUGUCAUUCCUGCAGAAAUUUUACGAGCUACCUGGAGCGCAGGCAAAGAAUUUUGCGUGAAUUUGGGAAUGAAUUUGGUCACAGCAAAAAAUCAGAUGGAGCUUGAUGAGUUUCACGAUGCAGCUAAGAAAGUCAACGCCUCAACCUCCUUCUGGCUCUCAGCGUCGAACUUGGACGGCGGUGACGCAAAUUUCAAGUGGCAAGACGGCACUCCACUGCCCAUAAACAGCACUCUGUGGCUGACUACAAAGUUCGGGGGGAGCGUGGACCAACCUGACGACUACAAAAACGAGACUGAAGUUUGCGUCUAUUUGUUUACGUCGAAUAAGAAGAAAUUGAUCGACGGCGCUUGCCGAUUCACCAGUCUAGUCAUCUGCCAACUCUGAUAAAAUUCAGAUUUUAUUUAAUUAUUUUUAGAGUAAACUAAAUUUUGUUCAAUAUUCACCUUGGUUUUAUACCCUUUUGUUGCUGACCAAAGCAAUAAGUAAGUAAAAAUAUGUUAUUAACGCCUUUAACAAUAAAUAAAAAUUUUAGAGAA
Molecule: messenger RNA, 1148 nt
Organism: Cloeon dipterum
Lineage: Eukaryota; Metazoa; Arthropoda; Insecta; Ephemeroptera; Baetidae
Exons: 10
Coding region: 1-996 (331 amino acids)
Source: RefSeq, a predicted model, not a curated record